AUGGGAGAUGAUAGUAACGAGGCGAGCUUCCCAUCAUUUUCAUCGUUUCCCACAAGCUUUACAUCUACCUACCAGAAGAAGCCCGCAGCUCCGCAGAUAGAGGAAGCAGCUUCAUCCAAACGUAAAGCGAAGGAUGAAUCCAGAGAAAAGAGACAUAAAAAGAAGCAGAAACGUGACCAUAAAGAUCGGGAUCAUAACUCGGAUGAAGAUCGUGAUGUUGAGCUUAACAACCUGCCACCAGAAGACGCUCUACCCAUUCAAAUCGAUCGGAAAGGCGACUCUGCUAAUGCGACGUAUGGAGUCGAGAGCAGACACAUUUUGGAUUUCAAAAGAUAUGGAGAUUCUGUUUUGGGUGCAGACGACAUUUUUGUCAGUCAUAAGGACUCUAGAGAUCGAAAGACGGUUGUUUUGAUCUCAAGGCAUCCUCGUACACGUGAUUCUUUUCAAGACAGAUACGACCAAUUUCGACGAGCUCUACGUGCGCCAGCCAAGCAAUUCGUACCUGGAUCUGGAACUGUAGAUGUCCAUGUAGUUAAACCAAACGAGGACUUUAUACCAUUUGAAGACGAUGAGGUGUCGACAAGUCAUCCUUUACAGCUGGCAGAGAUUCGAGAGCCGGUCGUCGCUUCUUUAACAGAAAAUGCUCCAUCCGCUCCGGAUGGAGAUGCCGUGAAAGAAGAUCAAGUUGUUCGGCAGACACUGGAAUACAAUCGUCGGUUGAAGGACAAUCCUUACAAUGUGGAUUUAUGGCUAGAAUUUGCUAAAUUCCAAGAAUCUACAUUCAAGAACAAAGGAACCCGUAGAUCUACAGCAUUUGAACGCAAACUCUCGAUUUUGGAUAAGGCCUUGUCUGAAAUGCCUCAUGACGAGAGUUUGUUGCUAGCGUAUAUGGAAACUACUGUAGAAAUACCUUGGGAGUCCAAAGACAUCCUCGCAAAAUGGGAUCAAGUAUUACAAUCCAACAAACUGUCGCACAAGUUAUGGGAUCGAUACAUUACAUUUCGAAUGACCAAUGAAACAGCAUUCACAGUUCCAGAUUGUAUGGAAGUCUUUGCUGAUUGCAUCAAGACUUUGAAUGAUGAAACAGAACUCGAUCGUGGAGCUACAGAGCAACUUCUCAGUCUGAAUUUGACUCGUGUUUGUUACUUUCUUGCUCAGGCUGGAUAUGUUGAGAGAGCCAUUGCAUGUUUCCAAGCCAUGGUGGAAUUGUCGUGCUUUUGUCCAGACUCGCUACGAGAUAGUUCGUUUGGUGAAAAGCUACGUGUUUUUGAAGGCUUUUGGGAGAGUGAGAUGCCAAGAGCUGGGGAUGAGGGUGCUGUUGGUUGGGAUUCUACUGAUAUUCGAGCUGCACCACCUACUUUCAAAGCUGAGGAAGAUUGGGCUAUGGAUGUUGUGGAUGCUUCGGAAAGGUCUCAAGAAAAGAAGCUCUGGAAGCCACUCCGAGAUGUAACCAGUACGUUAAUAACUCUUAUGUUGUUUUUCAUGGUACGAAAUACUUACAAGCUAUGUCUGAGUGCAGCUGCAGAUGACGUUGAAAGAGUCGUCUUCUUCAACGACAUUCAACCUUUACUGUUCGACCCCACAUUACCCAGCACUCGAUCAGACAUCGUAUACGCUUUUCUCAACUUUUUGGGCAUACCAUUAAACAAUUUCGGAUCAAAUGAUCCAGUCAUGUUGGAUUCCCUCAUUCACACUGAAUGUAUGCUGUGGCCAUUAUUGGGAGACAAGCCCAUUUCCAGCGUUGUGGUAGGAACAGAAGAAGAAAUGUUGUGGAAACGGCCUAUUGCAUAUGAGUUUCCUAUUCGAGCUUUUCCUGCCUCGGCUACUACUAUAUUUGCCAUGCAGAAAUGGUUUGUAGUGUUGAGGAGGAACGAAGUGGAUGGGAUUGAGAGAGCUGCGCCUGGGAAAGUUGACUUUAUCAGGAAAUUGUUUGCGCUUGUUAUGCCAGUCUUUUCGGGAGAUGCGAUUCUUCAAAGCUCAUAUCUGUUGUUUGAAAGUUUCAACAACCCUCAAAGUGCCUACAAGCUAGCCAAACAGUUGCUAAAGAAUGAUCGUAUGAAUCUAGCUUUAUGGAAUGCGUAUGCUCAAACUGAGCUAUUGCGGGACAAGAUUGAAGAGGCUCGUCGUGUAUACAUGAAUGCUAUACCUUUGUCACUAUCAACCGAGGCACUCAAGGAGGAAUCUGCCUUCUUAUAUCGAAUGUUGGCUGAACUUGAAUUGAAAGUUAACCCUGCACGUGCUGUUGCUGUGGUAUUGAGUUGCGCAGAACAGCAAUCAACCGUCAAGUACGACGAAUUUGAUCAAAACACAUAUCCACCAACACGGAUUGUCAAAGCUCAAAAUAUACUGUCUCAGCAAAUCACAUCGGGUCUAUCAACAUCGGACCCCGGCAAACUCCUCCAUCCAACCAAAUCACCUCUCCACAGUAUCUAUCUCAAAGCACUAUUGGAGAGCAUCACGAAAAACAUUGAAGUCGCAUGCUCAACAUACGAAGACGCUCUCAAAAAUCUCCAAAAUCGAGACAUGAGUGGUGGUAUACUGGAAGAAAUGAUGUAUGAAGAUUAUACCCACGUUAUACAUCGACACAUGUUGGACGGAUCAGUUGGGUUUCGACCAUCGAUACUGCGAAAUGUGGUUGAACGAGCACUAGGCCUGUUUCCACAUAAUAUUAUCUUUCAUAGUUUGUAUGUGUUGAACGAGUCGAGGACUCAGAUUGAAGGGAGAGUUAAGAAACAGUUGCACGAGUUUGAAAACAGAAAUCCAUCACAUGUCAUAUGGUCUUUUCACUUGUGGACUGAAAUGCAAUUACGGCCUCAAAGAAAUCUGCAUUAUAUACGUGCCAUCUUUGAAAAUGCUGUGGCUUGUCCAACAUCGCGACACUCUGUAGCCAUUUGGUUCAAUUACUUCUUGUUUGAGCUAUCUCAAAAGAAUUAUGAAAAGGCCAAACGUAUUAUCAUGCAAGCAGUCGUGGCAUGUCCUUGGUCAAAAGAGAUGGCGUUGCUAGCAGUUGAGAAGCUAGGAGGUAUACUGAGUAAUGAUGAGAUCCAAGCGUUACUGGAGAUUAUGAAACGUCGAGAUAUCCGAAUACGACAAACACUUGAUGAAUAUAAUGUAGACAUCUAG
Synchytrium microbalum is the source of this 3123-nucleotide messenger RNA. RefSeq lists its product as uncharacterized. Gene Ontology annotation, biological process: regulatory ncRNA-mediated post-transcriptional gene silencing; negative regulation of RNA catabolic process; RNA processing. Gene Ontology annotation, cellular component: catalytic step 2 spliceosome. The record is from RefSeq and is a predicted model, not a curated record. Gene Ontology annotation, molecular function: protein binding. NCBI's taxonomy places the organism in Eukaryota, Fungi, Chytridiomycota, Chytridiomycetes, Synchytriales, Synchytriaceae. The transcript is spliced from 19 exons. The coding region runs from base 1 to 3123 and encodes 1040 amino acids.